AUGACAGAGCACACGGACAAAGACCAGACAGGCGAGGUGGACCGAUGUGUGGACGUUAUUAUUGUUCUUCUGCCAUGGGAGGGAAAGGACGCUAAGUUUGUGGAGGAGCGGAGGAAGCAGCUGCAGUGUUACCUGAGGAUCGUCAUGAACAAACUGGUCCAGACACUCCCAGAGUUCAGCGCCCGGCCCACCAAGGAGACCCUGCUGUGCCUGCUGCCCUUCUGCCAGGACACGCCACAGACCAACGACAACUCGGCCAAGACCCCACGCUCCAGAACCUCGUCCCGGUUCCCACGCCUCGGCCGCAACCGCAACCAGGACCCCCGGCCCGAGCCUCAGAGCGGGGAUCUCUAA
Messenger RNA from Knipowitschia caucasica, 354 nucleotides. The record is from the annotation of a GenBank genome assembly. NCBI's taxonomy places the organism in Eukaryota, Metazoa, Chordata, Actinopteri, Gobiiformes, Gobiidae.